Messenger RNA from Halichondria panicea, 1095 nucleotides. RefSeq lists its product as uncharacterized. The coding region runs from base 145 to 1095 and encodes 316 amino acids. NCBI's taxonomy places the organism in Eukaryota, Metazoa, Porifera, Demospongiae, Suberitida, Halichondriidae. The transcript is spliced from 8 exons. The record is from RefSeq and is a predicted model, not a curated record.
GCAUAAGAAAAAAAUGGCAACUGUUUGCGAGUCUUUACAAAACCAUCUGACAAACCCUUACUUAUGCAGAAAUACGCCCCUUUUUGGGCCUGCAGAGCCACGUGGGCAUUACGCAACAGCUAGGACAAGACUUGGUUUCUAAAAAUGGCUAAUCGUAGAAAACGACCGCGCCACAGUUUUGACUGCUAUCUUGGCUCUCCUGAAGAGAAACAAGCUCUACAGGCAAGGAUAGAGAGAGUGAGGAAGAAGCUAUCGCCUGCUGGACGUACCAUUGACAACCUUUCUCUCAUAAACGCCAUGCUAGACGCUGUAGAAGAGAAACUAGCUAGUGCUGAUGAAGGUACGCCCACAAGUGAUCAAGGGUCUGUUAGGCCCUUCUUGAGAGACAAUAGGAUGUACACUGGUGAUAACAGUCCUGAUGAUCAGACCUUGUUCAUCACUGAGAAGCGCUGCUUUGAUGAUUUGAUGACAGGGCUGGCGUCAUCGUGCUCGGAGUGUUUGGUUCGAAGUUGUUGGCGACUGGACUCUGUGAUUCAGAAAGGGCACGUCAUCAGAGUUUUGUACUCUUGUCGUCACUGCCGGCACCAGAAGAGAUCAUGGUCUAGCUCUCGCGUGUUUGGAGGACACUUCCUCGUCAAUCAAAAGAUGGUACACUCUUUCACUUGUGCUGGGAUCAUUCCAUCCCAGUACAUACAUCUCUCUAUGUUCGCUGGACUGGGCACAGUUGGUCAUGCUUACAUCCGGAGAGUAUACAAUAACAACAGCUACCUAGAGAUUGUGGCCGCGGCAGCUGAACACUCCAUGCAGUCGGCUGUAGAGGAAGUCAAGGCUCUGCCACACUACAGCACUAAGGGAGAAUGGGUGAUAACCGACGCUAGGCAUGAUUCCACGGCCAAUGCGUAUCAUACGACGAAGAUCCUUGGCAUCUCCACCAUCUCUCGGACAGAGCACUCGGUAGCUCAGACCAGAGAAUUGCAGUGUACCAAGGUUGUUCUUCCCCAAGUCAUUGCUAGAGGUACUAAGAACGUAGCCCGGGAGCUCAAGAAGGUCACAGAGGGUCGGGUCAGAGAUCGGAACAUAACGUGGUUCCCCUGA